Molecule: messenger RNA, 2670 nt
Organism: Archocentrus centrarchus (flier cichlid)
Lineage: Eukaryota; Metazoa; Chordata; Actinopteri; Cichliformes; Cichlidae
Product: serine/threonine-protein kinase DCLK2-like
Exons: 15
Coding region: 1-2181 (726 amino acids)
Biological process (GO): intracellular signal transduction; protein phosphorylation
Molecular function (GO): protein kinase activity; ATP binding
Source: RefSeq, a predicted model, not a curated record
AUGUCUCUGAGUAAGACCCUCGAGUUGGAGCAUUUUGACGAGCGUGACAAGGUUCGCCGAGGACGCUCCACCCGGGCCAAGAGAGAUGACUCCACCAGCAGUGCUGGUGGUGGAGGGUCUGGCCCGAGCUCCAGGGGCAGCAGCCUGGUCCCUAGUCCUGCUCACAGCGCCAACUGUAGCUACUACCGGACCCGCACCCUGCAGGCGCUCACCUCAGAGAAACGGGCCAAAAAAGUCCGGUUUUAUCGCAAUGGGGACCGGUACUUUAAGGGUCUGGUGUACGCUGUUUCUAGUGACCGGUUUCGAUCGUAUGAUGCUCUGCUAAUGGAGCUCACACGGUCAUUGGCAGAUAACCUGCAUCUGCCUCAAGGAGUGCGGGUGAUCUACACUAUAGAUGGCAGCAAGAAGAUCACCAGUAUGGAUGAGCUGGUGGAAGGUGAAUGCUACGUUUGUGCCUCUAAUGAGCCUUACCGGAAGGUCGACUACACCAAGAUCUCCAUCCCAAGCUGGAAGCCCGGUGCCAGCACUGGGAUAGCUUCGGCAAGCUCAAGCAAAACCUCCACGGCAUCUACGGGAGUGUCGACGAGCGUCUCCAAAGAUCGCCCCGAAAGUCGAGAGGGCAGAGAGGGCAGAGAGGGCAGAGAGAGCAAAGACUUCAUCAAACCCAAGUUGGUGACGGUGAUCCGCAGCGGCGUGAAGCCUCGCAAGGCGGUGAGGAUUCUCCUGAACAAGAAGACGGCGCACUCCUUCGAACAGGUGCUGGCGGACAUCACCGAGGCCAUCAAGCUGGACUCCGGAGCAGUGAAGAGGCUCUACACGCUGGAUGGGAAACAGCUGACCUGCUUGCAGGAUUUUUUCGGGGAUGACGACGUGUUUAUGGCCUGCGGUCCAGAGAAGUUCCGCUACGCUCAGGACGACUUUGUGCUCACUCACAGCGGGAAAACACAGGCCUUUGUUAAUGAGUGCAGGGCCAAAGUGCCUCGCUCGUCUGCCCCUCAGAAAACAACCAAGAGUCCCAGCGGCUCCGGCUUCUCCUCCUCUAGGACUCCACCCAAAGGCCCGUCCAGGACAAAGUCACCUGGCCCAGCCAAUGAGGCCUCUGGAAAGUCAUCCAGGUCCAGUCCGUCCACCAGCCCUGGGACCCGACGGAGUCUCAAGAUGUCACCUCGUCGUGCUUCCUCCACUGAUGUAAACGGAGAGGCCGAGCAGCCAGACGACACUGCAGAAGGUGAAGUGAACGGCAAUCGAUCAGUUUCUUCCUCCACCAUCAAUGAGAAGUACAAAGUUGGAAAGGUGAUUGGAGAUGGAAACUUUGCCGUGGUGAAGGAGUGCGUGGAGAGGUCGACAGGACAGGAGUACGCUCUGAAGAUCAUCGACAAAGCUCGCUGCUGUGGGAAGGAGCACCUCAUAGAGAACGAGGUGGCGGUCCUGAGGAGAGUUCGACAUCCGAGCAUCAUCCAGUUAAUCGAGGUGGAUGAAACGCCCACUCAGCUCUUCCUGGUCAUGGAGCUCGUCAAGGGCGGUGAUCUGUUUGACGCCAUCACUUCCUCCACAAAGUACAGCGAGCGAGACUCCAGUGCCAUGGUUUUCAACCUGGCCGGAGCCAUAAAGUACCUGCACCGAAUGAACAUCGUGCACCGAGACAUCAAACCAGAGAACCUGCUGGUGUGUGAGUAUCCAGACGGCACUAAGUCACUGAAGCUGGGGGAUUUUGGUUUGGCGACAGUCGUAGAAGGACCGCUGUACACCGUGUGUGGCACACCGACGUACGUCGCCCCAGAGAUUAUCGCCGAGACCGGUUAUGGCCUGAAGGUGGACAUCUGGGCAGCAGGUGUGAUCACCUACAUCCUGCUGUGUGGAUUUCCUCCUUUCAGAAGUGAGAAUAAUGUCCAGGAGGAGCUGUUUGAUCAGAUCCUCAGAGGGAAGCUGGAGUUUCCGUCUCCAGACUGGGACACCGUCAGCCUGCCCGCAAAGAUGCUGAUAAGUCAGAUGCUGCAGGUGAAUGUUGAUGCCCGUUUCACUGCCGAGGAGGUCCUGUCGCACCCCUGGGUGACGGAUGAGGCACCCUUAGAAUCCAACACUGUGAGCAGCACUGAAGACCAGAGCAGUGGGGACACACUGGAUCCAGAGCAGGAAUCCCCAGUACUGGAAACCAAGCAAGUUCCUUCACCUCUGGUCUAAAACACAUCCCCCUUUCACUGAACGGAAGAACAGAACAGUCUUUGUUUGGUCCACUGGAAACCCAAAACCUUUCUUUAUGUUUGGAUAUCUGAUGAAUUCCCAGACCAGAUGAAUUUCCUCUGGUCUAGUACCUGUUAUAUAACAUCUUGUCACCUUAAUUUGGAACCUAAAUGAGUUUUUUUGUCUGAAAGUCAGCAAGUCUGAUUGGAACUCUGACUUUUUCUUGUCCGUGUCUGAAACCAAACCAAUUACUACCCCUUUGUUAUUUAAUUUCACCUUCAGGUAACAGAACAGAACAUAUCUGGAUCGAGCUAAAGAAAUUUACCCACCUGUUCCUCCUAGAGACCAAAAAGAGAUUCCUUCAUCUGAAAUAAAUCCAGUUAAAUCUACUUGACAUCAAACCAGCCCCAUCAUGCCUCAUUAAUUAUUUCAGUUCUAUUCCACAAAUAAUACCAUUUUGCCUACGAGAUAUACAGUAAAACAGGUGCC